Molecule: messenger RNA, 4635 nt
Organism: Aplysia californica (California sea hare)
Lineage: Eukaryota; Metazoa; Mollusca; Gastropoda; Aplysiida; Aplysiidae
Product: serine/arginine repetitive matrix protein 2
Biological process (GO): glycogen biosynthetic process; protein phosphorylation
Cellular component (GO): phosphorylase kinase complex
Molecular function (GO): phosphorylase kinase activity; calmodulin binding; ATP binding
Source: RefSeq, a predicted model, not a curated record
CACACAUAGCCAACAACAUAACAACAAACGCCAAACGCAUCGGUUGAGCGCGGGCGCGCGGCUGCCUGGUCUACUUGGCCAACGACCCAGUCUUAGUUUUUCGCGCGUCAUCGGCCAGUGGCUGUGUGUGGUGUGGUGUGGUCUGGUGUGGUGUAUAGGCCACUGUGACUAAGUGAACUCCACCAGAACUGAACGGACCGCAGGCGAGGAAAGCCGAUUACCGAAUAUAUAUAUAUAUAAUUGUGCUGGAUUUCCGCUUCUUCUACUCGUCUUGACUGUGAGAUCGCCCGGGAGUUAAUUGAUUAAUAAUGUAUUUUUCAUAAUUUUAUAAUGAAUUCGUAUUGUUUUAGCGACUACUUGUUGUGGUUUGUGAUGUUUACGCGUGAAAGUUCUGGUUGGAUAACUUUGGCAGGUAGAAAAGGAUGUGAAAAACAGGAUUUUUAUUGACACUAGCUAGAUGUGGCUGUUCAUCUUGACUAUCUACUUAAGUGGACAAGUGUUUUGAUGUAGUUUGUGAACUCUGACUCGGAACUGAUUUGUGCAAAAGGACAGUGUAUUUAUUCAUCGAUAGAGAGGAUUUCUCUUUCACGAGUAACAUAGACCUUUAUGACUGUUGCCAGACCACGUUCAACUAUGGCGUGUGUUAUUUUGUGGCCUUAGCGCGUGAUGUUUUGGAGACAAUGAUGUGUUGAUAAUUGUUGAAGUUCCGUGGAGUAAACCGUUCUACUGACACUAAGUGAGCUGUACUGCGCGUGAACUCACGAUGGAUGAGACGUGUUUUAUGGACGACAAGGUGAACUCGAACCUGCCCCCAGCCCUCAACUCGUCUCUCUGCGGACCGGACGAGUGUGGCAACAGCAUAGAUUGCUGUUCUCAGCAACCACAGGGCUUGCCUCCUUCUUCUUCUCCUCCUCCUCUCGGGUCAAAGGUCAAUCGUAAUGACCUGAACUCACCACCGCCUUCUUCUUCUACUCUUCCUCCGACGUCUUCCCUGUCUUCUUCUUCUUUCUCCGCCCCCACCACGACGGACAUGACCGCUAACAAGCCAGGAUAUUGCGGGAAGUGCGGAGGUCGGAGGUCAGAGUCACCCCCGGCUUUCAUCUGUCCCUGGAGUAAGGCACGCUUCUGGCGACUCCCGCCCGGUGUUGACCAGUUGGCCACAGACAGACAGAACGAGGCGCCGCCGUCGUCAAAGACCCUCCUCCCACCACACGGCCGCCACCCCCCGUCAGAGUCCAACCAACUCCAGCAGCAGCACACAGCACAGUCUAGUCGAGCCUCGUCCCCCUCCUCCACCUCCACAUCCAGAAGCGUCUCCCCGGACCCGAAGAAGCCUUCCUCGUCUGCUUCUCCUCCCUCCUCCCCCACCAGAACUCGAACGGUGGACCCCACCGCACAUUCGACGGAGAAGGCUUUUUCGUCCACGUCCCCUGCUAAGACUUUGAGUACCCCCGCUGCCAAAGGGAGAAAUGGCGCCCCGAAGACACAGCGGGAGAGAUCCUUGGGGAGAUCUGGAAAGACGUCCAGGGUGGUCGACUGCCUGUGUUCUCCAGACGCGUCCCCUCCGCUAGAACAGUCUGGCUCACGAUCACCGGCCUAUGCCAGGCGUGGACUCUCUGCGUCCUCAUUGGCCACGGCUUCCAACGGGAACAGAACAAACGGGUUUUUCCCUCACUCUUCAACGGGCGAAGAUUCCCCGUCAGUGGUCGUAACCCCACCGCCACGCUUUGUCUCGACGCCAGUGUCUUCAUCGCCGUUUCGCCAACCAUCGUCACUACCGCUUGUCCAGUCGUCUUUCGCCUCGGGUGAGAUUUCCGUGUUCGAUCGCAGCGAACGUGACGAACUGCGCUCUCCGUCUUUCAUGGGGUUCGGACUUUCUGACCGAGCGUCGCCUUCACGACGAGGCGAGCGGCGUAACGACGCCGGUGAUCUUGGUCGGUCAAGUUCUACGCCAAACCCUGGCGUCUCGUACCCGUCGCCGGGACUGCGUUCCGUGGAUUCUUUCAGAGCAGACCUCUAUCUGUUGGAGUGUUACAACGAACACGGGCAGCAGUGGUCGCGGCCGGCGGAGACCCGUGAUCUGAGCUCUUCGCCGGCAUCCACUUCUUUUCUCCCGAACAGUCCACCUAAUCAUCACCACGAUCAUCAAAAUCCUCACCCUCAUUCUGACCUUGAUAAGACUGCCCCUACCUGUAGCCCUACAUCCCAACCGUACCAACCAGUGGGAGACGACUUCUGGACCAAUCACCACCAACAACAACGAAGCGCGUCUCAGAUGAGCCGACACCACUCCCAAGGGAGACCAAUCUUCACCGGGGACAUCCACAGCCCGCGCUCCCACUCCGCCAGAUGCUACUACUCCGAGACAGAAGACGCCGGCAGUGAUGAUGGCGAAGACCAGCUGGACGCCACGCUAGCGCAACAGCAGCGUCGACCACGAAGCAAAUCCAAUCGCGAGCAGAAUCAGAAGAACAACCGACGCGGACGAGGGGCCAUCAAACUACGGUACUCCCGCUUCGACACGGACUACUUCCCACCCUCUCUGGGAGCGAAAAGUCCUCGUGACGACAGCAGUUCCAGCCCUCUCGGACCGAUCAGACCUCGCGACGGCCUCAGUGGCAAGCCACGACAUGAACCCACCGCCUGGGACACGACGGAGGGGCGGAUGGAUGAGGACGAAGACGGAGACAACGACGACGAGCCGAUGGAUGAUGAUGAUGAUGAUGCGGCAUCGGCGGCGUUGUCAGCGCCCGGGUGUGCGUCAGGCGGCGGGGGAGCGGCGGAGCUGGAGGGCGUGCCGCCGGAGCUCCUGUGUGAGCUGCACGCGCUGGGACACGAGAACGAGGACCUGUCCGCGGAUGUGGUCUACGCGCUGCACGCGCACAAGUUUGAGAUCAAGGAGCUACUCGGGAAAGGAAUCAGCAGCACUGUCCGGCGCGUCACGGAGAAGACCACCAGUAUCGAGUACGCUGUGAAGAUAAUCGACAUCUCUGGGGAGAAGGGCGAGGGCCUGCAGGUCGAGCAGACCAAGAAGGACACCUACAGGGAGAUUCGAAUACUGCGCAUGUGCGGCGAACAUCCCAAUAUCACUGCAAGAAAGGCGAGCUGUUUGACUACUUGACGUCGGUCGUGUCUCUGUCUGAGAAGAGAACGAGAAUAUUCAUGCGACAGCUUAUAGAAGCAGUAGCCUUUCUACACGAUAAGGACAUUGUACAUAGAGAUCUUAAACCUGAGAACAUUCUCCUAGAUGACAAUCUCAACAUCAAAGUCUCCGACUUUGGCUUUGCCACCGUGGUGGAGGAUGGAGAGGAACUUGUCGAGUUGUGUGGGACACCAGGCUACCUGGCCCCGGAAGUGCUCGCUCACUCCAUGUACGAAAACGUCUCCGGUUACGGCAAAGAAGUCGACAUGUGGGCCUGUGGAGUGAUCAUGUAUACGCUGUUAUGUGGAGCCCCUCCAUUCUGGAACCGGCGCCAGAUGAUGAUGCUCCGCGCCAUCAUGAACGCCGACUACACGUUCAACAGUCCAGAAUGGGACGACAUCUCGGACCCACCUAAAAACUUGAUCCAGAAGUUGCUAGUUGUGAAUCCAGAGAAGCGUCUGACAGCCCACGAGGCGUUGGCACAUCCGUUCUUCCAGAGCCAGGUUCAAGAGCCCAAGAAAUUCCCAGCCAUCCGCAAGUUUAGGUCUGCUGUGUUUUGUGUCAUCUUCUACUUGCGGCUCAACUUCUACUACAAGCACCCUCCGCCCAUCUCCAUGGACACACUGCGCACCAACCCUUACAGCAUCAAAGUCCUGCGCAAGGUCAUCGACACGUGUGCCUUUGGCAUGUACAAGCACUGGGUGAAGCGUGUCGACAACCAGAACCGUGCCGCGCUGUUUGAGCACACGCUACGCGACGACUGGAAGCUCAAGCUCAUGAUGGUGGAUGGGGUGAAGCACUGAUGAUCACCGUCAGUGUCUCCCCUGUCUCUCUCUCACUUACUCGCUAGCUCUCACUCUCUACCACCCCUGUGCUGCUGUUUAGGUUGUUCAAAAGUCUUCAUUUUUUAUACCGCUAUGCAUUCGUUUUUGUAAGUAGGUAUUGUUUUUAAGCUUUUUUUUUUUUUUAGGGGGUUCUAAUUUCAUCAGCAUUUGAUAUCAUGGUUGUUUGUUGUAUGUUAUGUUUUAGACCUUCAGUUACUCAGGUCUUUUAGGAGGUAGGCUGCUUCUUUGCCCCUGCCUGUUAGUCGCCAAUUCCCCCCUCCCACUCCCCCAUCCCCGGCUAGUGCAAUACCUAAGCACUUCGCCCCAGACACCCCAGUUUGAUGUCAUCUGUACCGAAAUGUACAUGUGAUUUUUUCCAUAAGUGUAAAGUCUCUCCCUUUUUUCCUCCUUUCUCGGGCUGAGAAUUGGGCACAGUUCCCUGAUAGGUAGUUGGUGGAUGCUUUGAUGUGUUGUGCUCCUUUUUUCCUAUCGAACACCUAUCGUCGGUUUUUCCUCUCCUUCUUUGUGUUUGUUACUCUUUUGCAACUCCUGUAAUCUUCGCUACUUAUAUGAUCUAAUCGCGUUGCCAGUGCUGCAUAACUCUUACAAAAGCUAAAUAUAAAAACAGUUCCCCGCUCUUGAAAUUACCUGUUUGUGUAUAGAAGGAAA